AUGACUUCUGUGGAACCACCAACAACUCCCCCAUCCGGGCAAGCACAACUGGGACUUCAACCAAGCCAACCAGCAUCAACGCUGCAAGCCCCAGUAGCACCGAGUAAAAAGCUGUUGGAAAAGAAACCGAUAAACCCUCGACACAACAAGCAGCCCACGCACUUUGUCUGCUUUCCUCUAGUCAGUGAUGAAUCAGUGGCACAGCUCUCUAAAUCUCUGGCAUACUUUAGAUCACUCACCACGCCUUUGCCUCCUGCAAACCGGGAUGUGACACCUGAGGAAGGUGCUGGGGGAGGAGAAGCCAAUGCUGAGCCCGCCGCACCCGAGCAAUCCAACAACGAAAUACGGGGUCGGGAUGUGGAUCAAGCAGUGAGAGUCAUCCCAGAGUCGGCGCAUCGUCCGCCAGGGACUUUCCAUUUGACCCUAGGGACAAUGCAUCUUCCGGACGCGGAGCAUUUGGAGAAGGCGGUGGCGUUAUUGCAGGAAAUUGACUACGUGGAACUACUGAGGCAAGCGGAAUCUGGAGAGGGGAACGAGGCCCACAAGUUUGGGCGAGGGAGAAGGGUUAAGAAAACACCGAAAGGUGGAAUAGGCGGAGACUCGAACGAAGUGACGCAAGCUAGGGACGAGACGCAAUCCGAGCGGGAAGGGGAGUCUGGAAGGCUGCUCUCAGCUGCAGAGAACAUAAUGCCGCCAAUGGAGCAGGAAAAGGCAGAAAGCCUAUCGGCCACCAAAGGAAAUCAAAAUCAAAAUAGUGGUGCCCACCGCGAUGUCGAAACUCUUUCCACUGUCGAAGAACAGGCCGAUUCCGAGCACCUGCAAGAGACCGACAAUCCACAGCUGUCAACCGCUACAUCGAACCACGCGCCAGAAGAUAGUGGGAAGCUGCGAGAGACAGCAAGGCAGGUCGGAGCAGUCCCGUCUUCUCCCCUUCAAUCACUCAAGUCCCUAUCCCGAGAAAUCUCGCCACCAGCGGUCUCUGCACCUUCGACGUUGACACAAGAUUUCGGAGAGCUAGACCCUCCACAACCCAUAUCCGUAUCUCUGUCCUCUCUUGGCACCUUCCCCUCGUCUCGCUCAGCCCGCGUCUUCUUUGCGCACCCUCAUGAUCCCACUGCUCGUCUGCACCGGUUUGGGAACCUGGUCCGCGACGUUUUCCGGGAAGCGGGCCUCGUCACGGAGACUAGACCUUUGGUUCUGCAUGCCACGGUCGCCAAUCUAAUCUAUGUGAAGGGCAGAAAGGGGAGCGGAAAAGGUCGGGGAGGAAGAGGAAGGAAUGGAAACAAGAAGGCCGAAGACGGCGGGAAUGUGGACGCCAGGGAGAUUUUGAGGUUUUUCAACCAUGGGCCAAACCCGAACGGGAACCAAAAUCGAAGAGCAUCAUCACCACCACCAAGAAGUGCUCCUGCCGAGGUUAAUGACAGAGGAGACGAACCAGCAGCGCCCACCAUGAUGAGCAGGACCAUUCGCCAAACCAAUCCUGCCGAGGGCGUGACGACUGGAAAUCAAACCCUAGAUCCAGCGCUAUCGCCAAAUCCUACCGAUAAAACGGGCACCAAAAGCGAGCAAUCGCCUCAGAUUCAAACCCCUUUCAUAUGGGCCCGAGACAUCACGAUCCGCAGCAUCCGCAUCUGCAAAAUGGGCGCCGAACCCUCGCCCACCCCGGGCUGGGGGCUCGAGUACCGGCCUGUCGCGGAGAAAGUGUUCAUGGCUGGCCAGACCCCAGAAUGA
This is a messenger RNA of Cladophialophora bantiana CBS 173.52, 1731 nucleotides long. RefSeq lists its product as uncharacterized. The coding region runs from base 1 to 1731 and encodes 576 amino acids. The record is from RefSeq and is a predicted model, not a curated record. Gene Ontology annotation, cellular component: nucleus. NCBI's taxonomy places the organism in Eukaryota, Fungi, Ascomycota, Eurotiomycetes, Chaetothyriales, Herpotrichiellaceae. The transcript has a single exon. Gene Ontology annotation, biological process: regulation of DNA-templated transcription; DNA alkylation repair.